This is a messenger RNA of Staurois parvus, 347 nucleotides long. The record is from the annotation of a GenBank genome assembly. NCBI's taxonomy places the organism in Eukaryota, Metazoa, Chordata, Amphibia, Anura, Ranidae.
UCAUGCUGCUGCCAGGUCCAGAGUCUCUCAUGGGUCCCUGUACGGCCUCCCAUUGCUGCUGUCUCCAUCGCCACACUCUGCCAUGUGCCACUUUCAGGUCUCCUCACACUGCUGGUGGGUUCCAUUUUGUCAUAGGGUGCUGGCAGAUUACGGGCCCUCCCAUUGCUGCUGCCAGGCCCGUAAUCUGCCAUGGGCCCCUGUACCGCCUCCUCAUGCUGCUGCCAGGUCCAGAGUGUCUCAUGGGUCCCUGUACGGCCUCCCAUUGCUGCUGUCUCCAUCGCCACACUCACUCUGCCAUGUGCCACUUUCAGGUCUCCUCACACUGCUGGUGUGUUCCAUUUUUUGUC